This is a messenger RNA of Cryptosporidium muris RN66, 321 nucleotides long. Its product is annotated as 40S ribosomal protein S25, putative. The transcript has a single exon. Gene Ontology annotation, cellular component: cytosolic small ribosomal subunit. The coding region runs from base 1 to 321 and encodes 106 amino acids. Gene Ontology annotation, molecular function: structural constituent of ribosome. Lineage: Eukaryota; Apicomplexa; Conoidasida; Eucoccidiorida; Cryptosporidiidae. The record is from RefSeq and is a predicted model, not a curated record.
AUGCCACCAAAGGGUGAGAAGAAGACGAAAGAGCAAAUUGCAGCAGCAGCAGCAGCUGGUGGUAGAGCAAAGCGUAAGAAGUGGUCAAAGGGUAAGCAAAAAGACAAGGCAAACCAUGCCGUACUUUUUGACAAAACUACACUUGAACGUCUAAGUGUUGACAUAAUGAAAUUAAAGAUGAUAACUCCUGCAGUUAUUGUAAACCAACUGAAAGUUAAUGCUAGUGCAGCAAGGGCAGCUUUACGUGACUUUGAAAUAAGAGGUAUAAUACGUCAAGUUGGUGAACAGACUCAUGGUCAAAUGAUCUAUACAAGAGCAUAG